AGCCAUCAGAACUUGCAAUCUUCUAAAACAUUUUUUUUUAAAAGCUCAAAUCAAAAGCUGCACGUGAGAUUUCUCAAACAUUUUGAGACUGACGACAUAUGUGCACUGCAUCUAAAUUUAGUGGUUUAGUAGGUAUUUUAGAGUUGAUCUUAUUACUGUUGUAACGACUGCUAUUUUAUUAGAUGCAACAGUUUGCACAGUCUGAUUGGUUUCAACAGUUUGGAGUCACCGUUGGCCCUGAGGCACAGCGGCGAUUGGCUCCAGUAAAUGCCUGAUCUAUGAGUCUCCACCCCGGUGCUUCCACUUAGCACGGACCCACAGAAGAGCCAACAUGGCCGAGGAAAGCGAAGUAACUUCUGCUGGUAUUUUUCAGGAGAUCUUUACUUCUCCUCUCAAUCUGACUCUACUCAGCCUCUGUUUGUACCUAAUCUACAAAAUCUUCCGCGGGGACAAACAACCGGAGCUGGACGAAGCGGACAAGCCGCUCCCUCGAAUGAAAAAGAGAGACUUCACCAAGGCAGAACUAAAGCCUUACGAUGGACUGGAGAAUCCCAGGAUACUCAUGGCAGUGAACGGUAAAGUGUUCGACGUGACGCGGGGGAAGAAGUUUUAUGGACCAGAGGGACCAUAUGGAGUGUUUGCUGGCAGAGAUGCAUCCAGAGGUCUGGCCACCUUUUGUCUGGAGAAAGAAGCCUUGAAGGAGGAGCACGACGACCUUUCUGAUCUGAAUUCCAUGCAGCAGGAGAGUCUGGCUGAGUGGGAGGCUCAGUUCAACUUCAAGUACGAUUAUGUUGGCAAGCUUCUGAAACCAGGAGAGGAACCCACUGAGUACACAGACGAUGAGGAAGCAAAGGACAAAAAGGAUGACUAGAGAUUACCUACAGGACCAGGAGGGAGAACAUGAGAGAUGCUUUACAGUUUAUAUGUAAUUUGAUGCAGAUACCUGCUGUUAGGAUCAAUGAGAAGAACUGUUAUUAUCCAAGUUGUAUUCCUGUACUUUUCUAACACCAAAAACUUUUGUUUUGUGGCCCUUAUAUUCUUUUUAUCUUUAUUGAGUAUUUGUGUUUCACAUAUAUAUCCACAUGCAGGUGUAUAGAAUGUACAGCAUACUCCAAUCAUUGUCUCCACAGCUGUGGUGUAGGCUUUCUUACAGUUGCUGCUGAUAUUAUAUUCUUUGAUAUUUUUUUUUUGCCUAUUUAAUGCCUAUAUUGGUCAUGUGUAUAUAGGAUUAAAUGGUCAAUUAUGCACCAUUCUCUGGUCAAUAAUAAUAAUAAUAAUCAUUCCAAUGUGUUAAUUUACUCAUUCGAACAGCCAUGCGCACUUAUAUGUUGUCUGAUCAUUUUCUGACAGUUUAAAUAGACAUCUUAUUAUUCACUGGUUUGGAGUUCUCAAUUGCAGUAUAUGCAACUUGCCAUCUUUUAACAUAACUGUGUCAAACUGUAAAUAAUGUGCAAUGAUUUAGACACAAUAAAAAAAAAAAAACAGGAAUAAACACAAAUCCAGCACUGCCUGGUUUUAAAUACCAGUUGUAUUUGGGUAGGUAUUUUAGAGUAAAUGCCGCAGUAAGCACUUAUUCCUCACAACAUCAUUCCAGACUAUGAAGAUAUUCUAUAUUAUUAGCCUUUCUUGCAAACUGGUUCUGUUUAAACGGGUUCAGUGAGGGCAAGCUCUCUGUGUGCACACAACAAUCUGAAUAUCAUUGUGAUGUUAUACAGUUAAACUGACAUUUUAUUCAAUAAAGGGGAAAACUAAAUAUU
Cynoglossus semilaevis (tongue sole) is the source of this 1757-nucleotide messenger RNA. RefSeq names its product progesterone receptor membrane component 1 (gene pgrmc1). Gene Ontology annotation, cellular component: endomembrane system; membrane; endoplasmic reticulum. The transcript is spliced from 3 exons. Lineage: Eukaryota; Metazoa; Chordata; Actinopteri; Pleuronectiformes; Cynoglossidae. The record is from RefSeq and is a predicted model, not a curated record. The coding region runs from base 332 to 871 and encodes 179 amino acids.